Molecule: messenger RNA, 9727 nt
Organism: Pantherophis guttatus
Lineage: Eukaryota; Metazoa; Chordata; Lepidosauria; Squamata; Colubridae
Gene: SRGAP2
Product: SLIT-ROBO Rho GTPase activating protein 2
Biological process (GO): signal transduction
Molecular function (GO): protein binding
Source: RefSeq, a predicted model, not a curated record
CGUUGGCAGUUUUCAGAGUUUUCGAUUCCGAUUGGUGUCGCGAAAUCGAAUGGGCGGAGUCGCAGGAGUGGGACUGCGGAGGGAACGGAUCGCGGGAGUAUCCCGAAGAACGCGAGGCGUGGAGGGCGGCUCGGUCUGUGCCAGAAGUGCAGGCAGUUGAAUAGAAGAAAGUGGUUCGGAGCUUUUUCCACUUCUACCAUUGGGAAUUUAAUUUCAUCAUCUCUGACUCUGUCCUUUAAAAAAGAAAGAAAGAGAAGCAGCAACCGAGAGUCAGACUCACACACAACAUGUUGUUGCGCAGAAGGACUUCCACUCCCUGGCUGUGCUAUUAAUGUUAGCAAUCAGGAAAAGCCUUUGGGGGCUGCAGAUUCUCUCUAGUCUGAUGCUGCUGCCACCACCACCACUGCUGCUCAGGAUUUUGGUGCAGGAAAUCCAAACUGCUGCCUUCUCUGUCCGCUGAGCUCUUCACAUCUGCAUGUCUCUGCUGCUCGCAAACGCACCAUCUCACGCCCUCUCUCCAUGGACUGACUGCUGUGGAGGAAAGACAAGCCUGCCCAACUGAUUAUUUUGCUCCCCCCACACCCUUUUGGGAGGAACACAAAUUAUAUUUAUUUGUGAUAUUCUGGAGGAUCUGUUCGGUGGAUAACCUUUUUGUGGGGAGGAAACAUGACGUCGCCAGCUAAAUUAAAAAAGGAUAAGGAGAUCAUAGCUGAAUAUGACACUCAAGUCAAAGAGAUUCGAGCCCAGCUUAUUGAACAACUGAAAUGUCUUGAUCAGCAAUGUGAACUGAGAGUCCAACUGCUCCAAGAUUUGCAGGAUUUUUUUCGCAAGAAAGCUGAAAUUGAAAUGGAUUACUCCAGGAACUUAGAGAAGCUGGCUGAACGAUUUCUGGCAAAAACAAGGAGCACCAAAGACCAGCAAUUCAAGAAGGAUCAAAAUGUUCUUUCUCCGGUCAAUUGCUGGAAUCUCCUCUUAAAUCAGGUGAAGAGAGAGAGCAGGGACCACACUACUUUGAGUGACAUCUAUCUGAACAAUAUAAUCCCUCGGUUUGUUCAAGUCAGUGAAGACUCUGGACGACUUUUCAAAAAGAGUAAAGAAGUUGGACAGCAGCUCCAAGAAGACCUGAUGAAAGUUCUGAAUGAGCUCUACACGGUAAUGAAGACCUACCAUAUGUACAAUGCUGACAGUAUCAGUGCCCAAAGCAAGCUGAAAGAGGCAGAGAAGCAAGAGGAAAAACAGAUUGGUAAGUCUGUGAAGCAGGAGGAAAAGCAAACUCCACGCUCCCCUGAUUCAGCCUCCAGUGUCAAGUUUGAAGAAAAGCAUGUCCGACGGAGCUCCGUCAAGAAGAUUGAGAAAAUGAAAGAGAAGCGCCAAGCAAAAUACACAGAAAAUAAACUGAAGGCUAUUAAGGCAAGGAAUGAAUAUCUGCUGGCUCUGGAAGCCACCAAUGCAUCUGUAUUCAAGUAUUAUAUCCAUGACCUGUCAGACCUCAUUGAUCAGUGCUGUGACCUAGGAUAUCAUGCCAGCCUUGGUAGGGCACUUCGGACAUUCCUAUCAGCAGAACUGAAUCUAGAACAAUCAAAGCACGAAGGCCUGGAUGCCAUUGAGAAUGCCGUUGAAAAUCUGGAUGCCAACAGUGACAAGCAACGUCUGAUGGAAAUGUGUAACAGUGUCUUCUGCCCACCCAUGAAGUUUGAGUUUCAGCCCCACAUGGGUGACAUGGUAUUCCAGCUGUGUGCCCAGCAACCAGUGCAGAGUGAGUUGGUACAAAGAUGUCAGCAGCUGCAGUCUAGGCUAUCCACUCUGAAGAUUGAAAAUGAAGAGGUUAAAAAAACAAUGGAAGCCACACUACAGACUAUUCAGGAUAUUGUCACUAUUGAAGAUUUUGAUGUAUCCGAUUGCUUCCAGUACAGCAAUUCUAUGGAGUCUGUAAAAUCAACAGUUUCUGAAACCUUCAUGAGCAAGCCAAGCAUUGCCAAGAGACGGGCCAAUCAACAGGAGACUGAACAGUUCUACUUCACAAAAUUGAAGGAAUAUCUGGAAGGGAGGAAUCUCAUCACCAAGCUCCAGGCCAAGCAUGACCUCCUCCAGAAGACUUUGGGAGAAAGUCAAAGGACUGACUGCUCUCUUGCGAGCAGACGCAGUUCUACUAUAAGAAAGCAGGAUUCCAGCCAUGCAAUUCCUUUGGUGGUAGAGAGUUGUAUACGUUUCAUUAGCAGACAUGGACUUCAGCAUGAAGGAAUAUUCAGGGUAUCUGGAUCUCAGGUUGAAGUGAAUGAUAUAAAAAAUGCAUUUGAGAGAGGGGAGGAUCCACUGGCUGGAGACCAAAAUGACCAUGAUAUGGAUUCAAUAGCGGGUGUCCUAAAGCUCUAUUUUCGUGGACUAGAACAUCCCCUUUUCCCCAAGGAAAUCUUUCAUGACCUGAUUGCCUGUGUCACAAUGGACAACCUGCAAGAGAGAGCUCUGCACAUCCGAAAAGUCCUGCUGACAUUGCCUAAAACCACAUUGAUUGUAAUGAGAUACCUCUUCACAUUCCUCAGCCAUUUAUCUCAGUUCAGUGAAGAGAACAUGAUGGACCCCUAUAAUUUAGCCAUCUGCUUUGGACCCACACUGAUGUCAGUGCCUGAAGGCCAUGAUCAGGUCUCCUGCCAAGCUCAUGUUAAUGAGCUCAUCAAAACUAUAAUCAUACAACAUGAGAAUGUCUUCCCAGGACCAAGAGAGAUGGAGGGACCUGUAUACACCAGGGGUGGAAGCACUGAGGAUUACUGUGAAAGCCCUCAUGGAGAGACUGCCUCCACAGAAGAUGUCACUCAGGAUAUAACUAUUGAACACCAUACAAGUGAUGAUGAAUGUGAACCCAUUGAAGCAAUAGCCAAAUUUGACUACUCGGGCAGAACCGCACGCGAGCUGUCCUUCAAAAAGGGGGCUUCCCUCCUGCUUUAUCACCGGGCUUCUGACGACUGGUGGGAAGGCCGUCACAACGGCAUUGAUGGUUUAAUCCCUCAUCAGUACAUUGUUGUCCAGGACACUGAGGAUGGGAUGUCUGAAAGAUCAAGCCCAAAAUCUGAAGUAGAAAUAAAUUCCGAGCCACCUGAAGAAAAAGUGACAGCCAGAGCUGGUUCAAAUUGUCCAAGCGGCAGCCACGUGGCUGACAUUUAUCUUGCAAAUAUCAAUAAACAAAGAAAGAAGCCUGAGUCAGGGAGUAUACGAAGAGCAUUCCGUCAGAGUGACAGCCAUGGAUUACCCAGCUCACUGGGGGAACCCACUUCAUCUGGAGCUAUAGCUAGUCCUCGUCCUUCCUCACAACCCAUUAUGAGCCAAAGCCUCCCAAAGGAUGUACCAGUCCCAGAUGCAUGCUCCAUCAGUGGCCAUGGAAGCCUCAAUUCUCUCAGUCGGCAUGCUUCUCUGAAGAACAGAAUAGAUAGCCCCCAUAUCCGGAAGAACGUGACGGCAGGAAGGUCAAAGAGCUUUAAUAACCACCGACCCAUGGAUCCUGAAGUCAUUGCACAGGAUAUUGAAGCUACUAUGAAUUCUGCUCUGAAUGAGUUGCGGGAGCUGGAAAGGCAAAGCAGUGUGAAACACACACCAGAUGUUGUUCUUGAUACGCUGGAGCCACUGAAAAUGUCCCCUAUAGUUGCACCCACCUCUGAGCCUUCCAGCCCUUUGCAUACUCAAAUCCUCAAGGACCCAGAACCAGCCUUUCAGCGGAGUGCCAGCACAGCAAGUGACAUUCCCUGUGCCUUCAGGCCAGCAAAAUCUGUCAAAAUGGCUGUCCAGGUCAAACCUCCAGCCACUAGGCCAAAGCCAGCAGUUUUCCCCAAAACAAACUCCUCAAGCGCUGCAGUUGCCUCAGCUUCUCAACAGUCUACUGACAAGUCUUGUACUGUGUAAAACUGAAAAGCCUACUGUGAAUACAGCAUUUUUGUUUCAGCUUAGGGAACUCUGUUAAGGAGACCUUACAAUUUCUAUUUAAUUAGUAUUGAACUUCUACUAAAGAUUAGUUCAUGAGUUACUGGUGCCAGGAAUGUUCCCACCAAGAAAGAUCCAGCUAAUUAAGCCUCGCAUUACACCACCAUUGGCAUUUACUAGGGUGUCAAAAGUCUGUGUAACCUGAGACAGAAAGCCUGAGGUCCUUGUGAAAUCAAUGACGGAAAGGCACAAUUAAUUAGCUUAUUACUGGUAACUAAUCAAUGCCUUGUUCAAGUGUCUGGUUGCUGGGAGACAUUUCAAUGACCGCAUGACUUGGAAAUUGGUAGAAAGGAUUUUCUUGCUUCAACCACUACAGGGAAAACAAUAAGGUGUUUGUUAUUGACGGAUACUUUUGUUGCCACUGGCUAAAUGGGUUUUGCGCAUGACUAUAGUCCUCAAUAGUGCUACAGGAUGUAUUAAUUUUUCAUUCUCUUUGGUCUCUUUUCAGGCAUACCCAUUCUCAAACACUAGGUUCGGUGUUUUCAAUCCUAGGUUGAAAAUCCUUAUGAAAUGUGCCUGGAAAGCCUAGCCCUGGGCUAAUAAGGCAUGUUUAUAUACAGACAUAUAUGUUCAUUUAAAAUUAAACUAAUCUUAUGGGAGAAAGAAAAAGUCUGAGAUCUCGCACACAUAAAACACUUCCUAUUUACUGUAUAUAUUUCCAUGGUGCUUCCAGAACAUAAGGAAACCCAAAUAUUUCAGAAUGAGAUUUCAAUUAAAUAGCCUUUUUUCAUGGGGACCCAGCAGACAAACUGAAGAAAUGUUAAAAACUUAAACAAGCUAUUACAGUUCAUUUUGUUUUUCUCAUUCUCCCUCACACUCCUUAUCUUUCUUUGAUUCAGUCUGCUAUGUGUUUGAGAUAUAAUUGGCAGCCUAAAUUUAAGAAAAUCAACAGUUUUGAGACAGGGGUAUGUCCAGUAUGCACCAUAUUUCUGGGAUAGAUUACCCUUUCCUCAAGUAUUUCACUGAUGAUCCAAUGAAUCAGCUUAAUAUGAUAUUUUCUAUGAUGGCUCCAAAUUCCAAUUCCAACAAAUGACACAGACUUUUGUUUUCAUUUAUUGGAAAAUAAAUUCCUAUUCAAGAUAGGAUCAUCUUAAAAACAAAGGAAAGGUUUUGAAUUAAAAUGGAUUUUAUUCCACUUCUCCAAUUGUCAAUUGAUACUGAGAUAAAGAACUGAAAUGUGUUUGUUUAAUGCUCUAGGUUUCAAAUUCCAGCCUGUUUUUCUUAAUAUUAUAGUUAGUUUUUUAAAAUAAUUAUGUGAACAAAUUGACAGUAUUUUUUUCAGAUUAUGGCUAUUUAAACCCAUCUUUUCUUUUGAUUUUCUUACUCCCCCACUCCCCAAAUGCUGGGAUAUUUAAUCGCCUCUAAAAGGCCUCACAAUCUCAGAGAUAAAAUCAAACCACGAGGAUUUGGGGAAUCAUUUUCUCCCUGUUUGUGUGUCCACAUUUCCUCUACAUCUUACGUUUUUAGACUUGAGUACUGCAGUCUGAUAAUUAACUCUCAGGAUUAGUCAGAACUCCUUCCUAUUAUGUUUCACUCAGGCAAAACUACUGGAUAUUUUAGAGUACUUUUUUUUAAAGGUUACACUAUUGCUGCCAAUUUUUAAGACAGAGGGGGAGGGUUUUUUUGCCUGUGAUGGCCAGAGGGACGAUCAGCAUUAUGUCUCUUCUGGAGCACUUAAUACUAAUAAACCCCCAAUGCCUACUGAAAGUCUCCCUUUCAUUAAGAGCACACGAAAAGCCUUAGCACAUGGUGUGAGCAGGCAUGUCUCAUUUUGCAAGGUGAUGGGCAACCUUGCUAAUCAAAAUAACUCAAGUAAAUAACACUUCAUUUUUACUAGGUUUAUACCAUGCUUUGUACCCUUGGAAAGCUUCCAGGUACCCAACUGGGUUGUGUGUGUAUGUGUGUGUGCAUUAAGAGUGUUUUUUAUGCAGGUAGUAGUUGGCAAUUUUUGUCUAUUUAACUGUCCUUUUGGUAUGUGUUUACUCUCUCUCAACACUGGCAGAAUUCUCAAUUUACAUGCAAUUAAGUGUCCCUCAACUGGAAUCUUAAGUGUACACAGAGAUUUAUAUUGCAUAUAUAAAUACUUAAAUCACCUAUCUUAAAAUAUAUAGGUGGCAUGGGAACAGCUUCUGCUCCACAUUCAAAAGUAAAGUGCUUUCUCCAGAUAGAUGAUGAUCAGAGUAUUGCAGAAAGAGAGAUAAUUAAGUUGGGCCACAUUGACAUGACAAACCUUCAUUGACUAUGUUAAUUAACAGUCAUUGAUUUCUAUCAUUCUACUUUGGUGAAAUUCUUAAGAUACUUAGAAGUUCCCAUUUCUACUUACACAUAGAAGAAAGUACUGAUGUCAUUCAGAGGAUGGAAGAGAAGACUUCUUAAAAGUAAUUGGCACAAUUCUAACUCUGGUGCUAAUGGCCAGAAAGUAUUAGGGUGGCACAUUAAUGUCUCUCUUGUCAGUAUCCAUCAAUAUAUAUAGGUGGCAACUUAUAUCUGGAAGGUCUUUUACCAGCAGGAAGAGAUGAAGUACAGAACUUUCAGCCAAGAACUUUGAUUGUUCUUGGCUGCUACUAUGAACAAAGUCAUGCCAUAAGCAAUGUAAUCUAAAUUAAGCAGUGAUACAGAAACUUUUAUGACUAGACGUAUUAAUAACCCUUUUUGGCUACUGUAAUAAAUCUCUGUGUAACAUGCAACAAAUCAUUCUCAAUAUAAGAUGUCCACAAAUGCAUCGCAUUUCUCAUAUUUUGUAGCCAAAUUCAGUUAAAAUUAGAAAACAAGUCCCAUCAAACAUAAGAGCAUUUCCUGCAAAGUAAGCAUAGGGUUAUCCAGUUUUUGCAACCCAAGUUGCCCGUAAAAUGUUUUAUGGAACUGGAAUCUUACCCAUAGGUUUGCGCUAUUUUUAGUUAAAAUCUUCCUGAAUUUUAAAGCCAAAUGUUGAUAACUGGAACCAUGCUUUUUAAGAAAUGUCUUGUAUGAAAAUAUCACCUGAUAAACAUAUGAAAGUAAUCUAAGUAGACAUUUGAAAGAAAGGCAGCUAGCUGUUAGUUUUCUGAGCAGAAUUUUGAACACUAAAAUAAUACUCUUUUUUCCACUCAUGCUGUGGAAAACUCUGGAAAAUGCUGGUACUGUGACCGUGAAACAUAGUUUUUCUUACAAUUCUUCAUUUGAAUAUUGUUCUAUUGAGGUAAUAGAAUUCCCCCUGACAUGUAGAGUAGAGCAGACAAAGCAAGAACUUUUCCAGUUUUGACUCUUCAAGAAUAGGCAACUUAUAAUGAGCCCCUAGAACAGGGGUGUCAAACUCAAGGCCUGGGGGCCAGAUCCAGCCUGUGGGGUGCUUAGAUCUGGCCCACAGGGUCACCCUGGAAACAGGGCCACAGGCGAUCCUCCUGAGCUCCGUUUUCACUGGCAGAGGGUUGCAGGAGACCAUCGCAGCCCAAAAUGGAGCUCAGGAGCCCGUUUUCGCUGGCAGAGCGCUUGGGCCACCACAGGCGCCCCCGACACAAGUGACAUCGAGCUGGCCAUGCCUACUCUGGUCACCAUGGCCCCCCGAGGUCAAACAACCCUGAUUAAAUUGAGUUUGACAUCCCUGCCCUAAAAUAACUUGACUAGCUGAAAGAAUGGUUUUUCCUACAGGAUCAUGACUGCAUAUCAGAUUCAGAGCUGCAUAAACUUUUGCUUGCCUACUUGAAAUUCUUCUAACUUGAGAGUUUUUAUUUCACAACUGAUCUUAAUCCUUCCUUGUGCUAGCUAGCCAUGAUUAUCUUCUCUAGACUAAUCAGAAUUUAGUGGAAGCCCACUCCUCAAUUACCAUCACCCUUCCUGUUUUUUUCUCUGCUAUCUGUGAAGAAGGGAGUUGAGGAAGGAUUAUUGCAUACCCUUUAAUAUUCAAUUUUAUUCUCCUUUUGGAUUAUACCAGAAAGAUAAAACUCUACUUUUAAAUUUCUUUUGCUUUGGUGGGUGUCCCCAGUUUUCUGAGUAGUUUCAAAAGAAAGGCUUGAUUGCUGAAGCCUGACAAUAACUUAAAAAACAGAGUAAAUUCUGAGGCCACCAGUUUCCAAGUUCUGAUUUGUUCUUGAUUCCAGAAAGCAUCUGAGCAUGAUAGAUAUAAGCAAACUCCUCAAUAGCCAAUUUGCUUAUUUUCUAGAUAGACCACAGCCCCAAAGGAUUGAAAACUUUUCAAGGCUAAAAUUGAUUUCCAUUGAACCUUUUCUAGAAAGCAAUGUACAGUUUAAGAUGGCUUUCACUAACUACUGAAGUUUAAUAAAGAUUUUUAAGAAGCAGGAAGAAAAGCUAGUUGUCUUGUUUAUGAGCCUUCAGUCAGAUUUGCAACUUAUAAAAUAUCAAGAGGUGGCCUUAGGCUGUAAUUUCUCAAAGAGACAAUGCAUUUGGGGAGUUAUUUUCCCAGUGUUAGCAUGAACAUGGUGCUGAAUAACCUCCCACAACUAAGUGAAUACUAAUACAUUUUAUUCACAGCAAGCAUUCUAUAUUGCUUACAGCUUUACAGUUCUCAGAAAUGUUUCCAACCUCAGCCAAUCUGAAAUCAUGCUCAGACUGCACAAGGCAUGGAGAAAUAGCCUACUUUUGCUCUGCUGUGUAGCACACAAAUAACUAUGCAUGAGCAGUAGCUGCUUUUAAAAAUGUUAACAACUCUUCCAAUUCACUUGCUUAAACAGAAAGGAAAAAUAUUUAAUCGAUGUUUCCAUCUGAGGUGAUCAUGCAAGCAUGGAGUGGAAAAAUAUUUAAACUUUUGAGAUAGUUUUUUAAAACAAUUUAACACUGCAAGAACAGAUUGUAUAUUUAAAUAUAUAUCUAUAUCUAUAUAUGUAUCUUUUGGUACAUUUUUGCUUCUAAACAAGUGAAGUGAAAAUUAUCUUCAUUACUGUAGCAGCAUUCUAAUAAUUUUUUUAAAGGACUUUUGCUGCUUAAUCACUCUGUCUCUGAAAGUAGGAGGGAGUAAUCUGCCCACAGAGAGCUUCAUGGAUUGGGCUCUGUGAGUGCCAAAAUGUUAGAGCAAUAUAUUUAAAAUACAAACAGGUAAUGGAAAAGACAGACUGAAAUCCAUGUAGCCAAAACCCAGCAAAUGCUGAAGCAAAUGUAUUUGAAAAAGGGCAGCACUGUCUUUAUUCUACUGUAUGUAACACAGUUCAGUUGCACAGUGAAGCAAUUUUCAGUUCUUGUGUUAAAAUCUAAUCCUGUGAAGUCAGGUUUGAGUCCACACAAUGCUUUUUUAAUUAAUUGCAGCUGUAAUGGGUUUGGAAUGAAAUAUUUUUUUAUUUUAAAAGCAAUUUUCAAUUGUUCUUUAUCUUCUACACCAAUCUCUACAUGCGGUGUAUAUAUUUUCCUGUCAAAUCAAAAAGCAAAGCAAGAAACCUGUACUUUGUAUAUACUAUUAUGUACAAUAUUGGAGGUACAUCUCUUCUUUCUUUUGGUACAGUAUUAGAAGAGUAAACGUGUUGGAACUGUUAAAUCCUUCCUGAAGUAAAACAAAUCUUUGUCGUCAUUAGCAAUAGUUUUGGAGAAAUAAAUGUUUGGGUAUGGUGGAAGUGGUGGCCUACAGAUAAAAUUGUGUGAUGUCUAAUUUCUGCAAAAGAUACAGAGAGUAAGCUGUGUGUUGGUGAGAAUUGCCACUAUAUUCUAAGUAGGUCCCUGCAAACUGUGCCAAAUCUGCCAUUUUUUUUUUUAUCAUGGAAAUAAAAUAUUGUAAGCACAGAAGAUUUCUGUUUUGAAAUCCGUAUUACUGGAAAUAUGAGCAAUUUGUAAAACU